AUGCUUCAUGACCCUGACGACAUUGUAAAGAUACCUCGUGCCGAGUAUGUCCAAUGGUGCAGAGAACGACUGGAUCAGUUCCACUACAAUGCAACACCCUUCAUGUCACCAAGUAGUAAUACGGCAGCAGAUUCAACGAUGAACAGCAAUAACCGAUCGCCUACUGGGUCACGGUUUGGAUACGCUUUGCCACAUGAGAUAUUACUCGAAGUGUUUGGAUACCACAAAGAAUCGCAGUCGACAUUAUAUGCAGUAUCGCUUGUGUGCCGGCAAUGGAUGCUAUGUGUGACACCGUUGUUGUAUCGUCAUGUCAGGAUUUGGGAUACGUAUCGAUGGGCAACCUUUAUUCUCACAUUGACACGCGACAAACGAUCGUACAACUAUGGAAAGCUUGUGUCAACGCUCAAUCUUGCCAAUGACAACGUGGGUGCAUUGUAUGGUCUUAAUCAUAACCAUGUUCAACUCAUGAACUUUGAUACCAGUGAUGAUACCAGUACUACCACAAUCACAACAUUAUCCACAAUCUUGACCGAGCGGAGGGCAUCACGAGAUGAAGGACAUCAUGGCAGAAACCAUGGAAACAACCCAACGACCACAACCACAACGACCACUACAACGACCGCAGCAAAUGGCGCAAGGGAACACCAAGUGUUUGUGACAACGUCAUCACUCAUGCAAAUGGCAAACACGUGCAAAGGAUUGACGCAUUUGGAUCUAUCAUUGACUUCUAUUGUGUACGACAGCUUGAUUGUGGAAACGGGCGAAUACCUAUCCACAUUGCAAAACUAUGCCGUGCAGCCUGGGUUGACUCAAAAGUUGAUUCCCAUGGAUCGUGUCAUUGAAGUUAUUGGUGAAGAGUGUCCAAAUUUGAGACAAGUGAUCAUGCAACGUUGCGACUGGGGCUCGGCUCAAAUCAUUUGGUGGUGGGUGUCGCAUUGUCGAAACUUGGCUCUCCUUGAUGCUCGUGGCUGUAACAAAUGCACCGUCAAAGAACUCGUCAUUCGCCCUCUGGAAGGUGUGAUUUAUGUUGAGGAUACAAGACGACCUGUACCCGAAGAAGAAAUUGAGGAUGAACAUCAUCAGGAUGGCUAUUUUGAUACCAGUGUGCAACCACCAAGAUGGGUACCAGCGGCACCAACCUUGUUAGCUCACACGGAGCCUGUUCCGGUGCCUCUUAGACAAGUAGUCCACCAUAUCAUUUCAGAAGCAAAGGAGCUUGGUGCUAGUGAUCUCGGUUGGUUCAAUGCGUAA
Messenger RNA from Lichtheimia ornata, 1251 nucleotides. RefSeq lists its product as uncharacterized. The record is from RefSeq and is a predicted model, not a curated record. Lineage: Eukaryota; Fungi; Mucoromycota; Mucoromycetes; Mucorales; Lichtheimiaceae. Bases 1 to 1251 code for a protein of 416 amino acids. Gene Ontology annotation, molecular function: protein binding. The transcript has 3 exons.